UGUAUGAGAAGGGGAAUGCAUGCCUGCAGCCUGGCUCUUCUUCAUUCCAUAGGCUCUCGUGGAGCUUGCAAGAGUCCUCUGCAUUCCCAGACACGCUCACUCAGCCUGUUGCUAUCUCUCUGGCUUGCUCCUCAGGUAAAUGUAAGCUCAGCCGUACUGAAAGCAGCAGCUCACCAUUAUGGCUCACAGUGUGACAAGCCCAACAAGGAGUUCAUGCUUUGCCGCUGGGAGGAGAAGGACCCACGGAAAUGUUUAAAGGAGGGCAAGCAAGUGAACAAGUGUGCAAUGGACUUCUUCAGGCAGCUUAAGCUGCACUGUGCGGAGCCAUUUACCCAAUACUGGACUUGCAUUGACUAUAAUAACCUGCUAGAGCUUCGCCACUGCCGCAAGCAGCAGCAGGUCUUUGAUGAGUGCGUCCUGGAUAAGUUGGGCUGGGUGAGACCUGAUCUGGGACAGCUGUCAAAGGUCACCAAAGUGAAGACCGACCGGCCACUGCCUGAGAAUCCCUAUCAUUCUAGGCAAAGACCACAACCAAACCCACCAGUUGAAGGAGAGUUGCAGACAUCUAAAUAUGGAAGCAAGUUGUUUUUCUUUGACUUUUAAACUGGCUAUUUUGGCUCCUUCAGAACAACACCAGACUUCAUGAUGACUGUAAAUAACUCUUUCCUGGUGUGUUUUGAAUGCCCUCUGUAUUUGGUAGUCAUUAAGGAUAAUAAACUUCAAAUGGUA
Molecule: messenger RNA, 729 nt
Organism: Lacerta agilis (Sand lizard)
Lineage: Eukaryota; Metazoa; Chordata; Lepidosauria; Squamata; Lacertidae
Gene: NDUFA8
Product: NADH:ubiquinone oxidoreductase subunit A8
Exons: 3
Coding region: 4-603 (199 amino acids)
Biological process (GO): mitochondrial electron transport, NADH to ubiquinone
Source: RefSeq, a predicted model, not a curated record